Molecule: messenger RNA, 340 nt
Organism: Enhydra lutris kenyoni (northern sea otter)
Lineage: Eukaryota; Metazoa; Chordata; Mammalia; Carnivora; Mustelidae
Product: vacuolar protein sorting-associated protein 29-like
Exons: 2
Coding region: 52-327 (91 amino acids)
Biological process (GO): intracellular protein transport; retrograde transport, endosome to Golgi
Cellular component (GO): retromer complex; endosome
Source: RefSeq, a predicted model, not a curated record
GAGAAAGAAGGCGGCGGCAGUGCUGGUAACUGAGUGGAGCCCAGUGACAGGAUGUUGGUAUUGGUAUUAGGAGACCUGCACAUCCCACACCGGUGCAACAGUUUGCCGGCUAAAUUCAAAAAACUGCUGGUGCCAGGAAAGAUUCAGCACAUUCUCUGUACUGGAAACCUUUGCACCAAAGAGAGUUAUGACUAUCUCAAGACGCUGGCCGGUGAUGUUCAUAUUGUGAGAGGAGACUUCGAUGAGAAACAUUAUUCCUUCAUUUGUGUUGAUGGACAUCCAGGCUUCUACAGUUGUCACUUAUGUGUAUCAGCUAAUUGGAGAUGAUGUGAAAGUAGAA